UCUUAGAUAUUUAAAUUAAAAUUUUAAAAGUUUCAUAAGAAGAAGUGUAGAGUCUUGAAAUUAGUGCGGCAUUUAAUUAUAAGAGUUUAAUUAACUCGAUUUAUAUUUAUAUUUAAAUAAAACGCUGAUGUCUUCGGCUAGACGUUAGCGACACAAAUCGAUAUCGCCGUAUAUAUAUAAGGGUUUUAUCUUUUUUAUACGGAUUAGGUAGGUCUGGCAGAUUCUGAUAUUAUCAAUGGGUAGAACUGAUAUGUCUAAAACACUUAAUGCCUAUAGAAUUCUUCUACGAGAAUUUGAUGAAAGAGUUGAGAAGAAAUAAGACAGAAAAAAAAUAGAACACAUUGGCAGAAUGACAGCCAUGACGCAGGAAGAAAUAAUAGCUGGCGCCCGAACAGUGGCCCAGGGCUUGGAAGCUCUGAGGGUCGAACACACUGGACUCCUCCAAGGACUCCAGUCUCAAGAGGCACCGGAGGCUCGUGACAAAGUCAGCCUCCUCUGUAAAAAUAUUGAGAUGAUAGAGCUGGGCCUGGGCGAAGCUCAGGUAAUGAUGGCUCUCGCGAGCCAGCUUCAAAUGGUUGAGGCUGAAAAACAAAAAUUAAGAACUCAAGUCAAAAGGCUUUGUCAAGAGAAUGCUUGGCUACGUGAUGAGCUUGCUGGUACUCAACAGAAGCUACAGGCUAGUGAACAAGCUGUUGCUCAGUUGGAAGUCGAUAAAAAACACAUCGACUUUAUGGAAAGUAUGAGACAAUACGAUCCAGAUCCACCAGCAGACGAUGAAAAUGUAAAAGACAAACCAAAGGAAGAUCCAAUGGUCGAUUUGUUCCCGGAUGAUGAAGGGGACGAACGAAACAGUAAGUCAAUGUCACCAACCCCGCCGUCACAAUUUGCCCAGCAAGUGAACGCCGGCUACGAGAUACCCGCACGUCUGCGUACGCUGCAUAAUUUAGUAAUACAGUACGCAAGUCAAGGCCGCUAUGAAGUUGCAGUUCCACUGUGCAAGCAAGCACUGGAGGACCUUGAGAAGACCUCGGGUCACGAUCACCCAGACGUCGCAACAAUGCUUAACAUACUGGCGCUAGUCUACCGCGAUCAGAACAAGUACAAGGAGGCGGCCAAUUUGUUGAACGACGCGCUCGCGAUCCGUGAAAAAACCCUCGGGGAAAAUCACCCAGCAGUCGCCGCGACGCUUAAUAAUUUGGCGGUGCUCUACGGAAAGCGUGGCAAGUACAAGGAAGCUGAGCCGCUCUGCAAGCGUGCUCUGGAGAUCCGGGAGAAAGUUCUUGGUCGCGACCAUCCAGACGUAGCCAAGCAGCUGAAUAAUUUGGCGCUUCUCUGUCAGAACCAGGGCAAAUAUGAAGAAGUUCAGAGAUAUUACCAGCGUGCGUUAGAAAUCUAUGAAGCUAAGUUGGGUCCAGACGAUCCCAAUGUUGCUAAGACGAAGAAUAAUUUGGCAUCUUGUUAUUUAAAACAAGGAAAAUACAAAGAUGCUGAAGUUUUAUACAAACAAGUUCUCACUAGAGCACAUGAGCGGGAAUUCGGUGCUAUCGAUGGUGAUAAUAAACCUAUUUGGCAGGUCGCCGAAGAACGAGAAGAAAACAAACAUAGAAAUAAAGAAAAUGCACCUUAUGGCGAGUACGGUGGAUGGCACAAAGCGGCUAAAGUUGACUCACCCACCGUAACUACGACGUUGAAGAAUUUAGGAGCUCUUUACAGACGACAGGGCAAAUACGAGGCUGCUGAAACCCUUGAAGACUGUGCUCUGAGAUCACGCAAGGAACAUUUGCAGCAGGCCCUGGAUUUAGUAAAACAAGCUAAAGUCGCACAAAUACUUGGUGAUGAGAAAGGCUCAACGCGACGUGGAUCACGUUCGAGCCUGGCGAACAGUGAGCACGAGCAGCACGACGAGGGCUCGCUGCCGCUGGUACAGAGGUCACUUCAUGAUGGACAAUCCACCAACAGCGACACUAGUUCUAAUAAACCCGGGUUCAAAAAUAAAUUCUUCCACGUUUUCGGUAUUAAUUCAAACACGUAGAAUUUAGUAAUAGAAAAAAAAAUUUAAAUCAUUUUUUACUGUUUUAUUAUUACACGCACGAGAUAGACUCAUAUUUUAUAAUUAAAAUUAAUAACGCAAUCUCAUAUGUCUUAAUUGUAACUUGUCAUUGAAUUUUUUAUUUAUAUAAAUCACAAGUAACGUCAAAUAUUUUUAUUUUAUCUCAUUAAUUGCUCAUAUUUUUUUUUUUUAAUUUUAAAUUAUGUAUGUUUAAAUUAAUAUGAGUAAUUAAAUACAAUAAUUGACGAUAGGUGCUUAUAAUUGUGCAUUUGCCUCAAAAACAAAAAAAAAAAAAAAAAAAAAAAAUAACAAUUAAGACCAGUGAUAAAAAUUAUUUAUU
This is a messenger RNA of Cotesia glomerata, 2390 nucleotides long. RefSeq names its product kinesin light chain (gene Klc). Gene Ontology annotation, molecular function: kinesin binding. The coding region runs from base 350 to 2032 and encodes 560 amino acids. Lineage: Eukaryota; Metazoa; Arthropoda; Insecta; Hymenoptera; Braconidae. Gene Ontology annotation, biological process: microtubule-based movement. The record is from RefSeq and is a predicted model, not a curated record. Gene Ontology annotation, cellular component: cytoplasm; membrane-bounded organelle; kinesin complex. The transcript is spliced from 9 exons.